AUGGCGGUUUAUACUGUUUAUAGUAGCCCGGUUUAUCAACAUUACACGGCAAGUGUUUGCUCCAAAGCUACCAUAUUUUUGCUAUGUUGUAUUAUCUUAACCUUUAUUCCACCGCUAAUCUUAGCUUGGUAUAGUCAAGGAUUCUGGAUCCGAGAAAGCACUUUCAGAGAACAGCCUGAUGUACGAUUUAAGCAUGACAUAAUCAUGGUCUUGCAGGGCGAUACUCCUGAUUCACAAUUAAUUUGGAGUACGUAUAGAAAUCUUAAUUUGUUAAUGGAAAGCAAGCUAAGAGUUCCGCUUGUUCAGACUUCAGAAACAGACAGCAAUCGCGAUGGCCUGUACGACUACCUCGACUUUACGAUUGAAGUACCAAUGACUGGAACUGACUCAGUUUACCAGCUUCAAUUACUAUUCACAUUCGACUAUAGAUUAUAUAAAUAUCCAACCUUUACUAUGGAAUCUAUGGCCUACAUUCACUACUCAUCCGCAGUAGCUGGGGCUGAAUUUUAUACUGUAGGAGAUUUACGAUUUCACCAAAAGUAUCCUUUGCCUAGUUCUGGAAUUUAUUCCGUUAACAAUAAGCCUGUAGUAAAUAGUUCAAGUAUUUAUACCUCGUCAUGGAAAUUAUCCUCAAUUUUUUCGGAAUAUUCAACUAGAAAUGAAACAACCAAUUACAUAUCGCAUUCUCCGGUGUGGGUCUCAGGAAAGGCACCAGAACAAGCAUUUAAUAUAAGCGGAAGAAUUUAUUAUCCAGAAGAGACCAUAAUCUUUCGACCUGGAUUUUGGCAGCUCAUUAAAUGGGGAUGGGUUCAGUACUUGUCCGUACUAUUAAUCUUUCUAUUUAUUUUUAACAAGGUUAAACGUUUCGUAUUUCUCAAUCAACUGAUCAACGUCAUACCGAAGAAAUAUCACGCUGAAUAA
This is a messenger RNA of Trichoplax adhaerens, 921 nucleotides long. RefSeq lists its product as uncharacterized. NCBI's taxonomy places the organism in Eukaryota, Metazoa, Placozoa, Uniplacotomia, Trichoplacea, Trichoplacidae. Bases 1 to 921 code for a protein of 306 amino acids. The record is from RefSeq and is a predicted model, not a curated record. Gene Ontology annotation, biological process: cilium assembly; regulation of protein localization. Gene Ontology annotation, cellular component: ciliary membrane; ciliary transition zone. The transcript has 6 exons.